Molecule: messenger RNA, 2837 nt
Organism: Aptenodytes forsteri (emperor penguin)
Lineage: Eukaryota; Metazoa; Chordata; Aves; Sphenisciformes; Spheniscidae
Gene: CCDC92
Product: coiled-coil domain containing 92
Exons: 3
Coding region: 10-957 (315 amino acids)
Cellular component (GO): centriole
Source: RefSeq, a predicted model, not a curated record
CAUGUCAGGAUGGCAACUUCAAACCUGGAGAACCAGCUACAGAGUGCCCAGAAGAAUCUGUUGUUUCUCCAGCGAGAACAUGCCAACACCCUGAAAGGCCUGCACGCGGAGAUUCGACGCCUGCAGCAGCACUGCACAGAUUUAACCUAUGAGCUGACUGUAAAGAGUUCAGACUUGUCAGGAAAUGGGAGUUCAAGAAGUGAUGAACUCAAAAGAAAGUGCGAAGAUCUUGAAGCUCAGCUGAAAGUCAAAGAGGCUGAAAAUAAUGAAUUACUGAAAGAACUUGAACAAAAGAACGCGAUGAUAAUGGUGCUGGAAAACACUAUUAAAGAAAGAGAAAAGAAGUAUUUGGAAGAGUUAAAAAUGAAAAGCCAUAAGCUCAAUAUGUUGUCAAGCGAACUAGAGCAGAGAGCGAGCACUAUUGCUUAUUUAACUUCUCAACUGCAUGCUACUAAGAAGAAGCUGAUGAGUUCAAGCGGGACUUCGGAGGGGACCCCUUCUGGCAGUCCCGUGUUGUCCAACUAUAAGCCGUCCCCUCCCAAAGAUAAACUGCCAGAGACUCCACGGCGCAGAAUGAAGAAGAGUCUGUCAACACCACUCAACCCCGAGUUUGAAGAGGCCUACAGAAUAGGAUCGGAUAGCCGGAAGCUGCUGUUAAGAGAGCCUGUGGAUGCCAUGCCUGAUCCCACUCCGUUUCUGUUGGCCAGGGAAACGGCAGAGGUACAUCUUAUUAAGGAGAGGCCGUUAGUUAUUCCACCAAUUGCUUCAGAUCGUGCAUCCGGUGAAUCGCACAGCCCAGCCCGAGAGAAGCCGCACAAGGCACACAUUGGGGUGGCGCAUCGCAUCCACCAUGUCACGCCAUCCCAGCCUCAGCCGGAGGUUGAAACGCUGGCAGUGGAUCAGGUCCAGGGAAGCAAAGUGGUCAGAAAGCACUCAGGGACAGACAGAACUGUUUGAGUAAAAUCACGGAAAUGCUCUACUCUGUUGCUGUUUAUGCACUGUGAUCCUGUAGGAUAAAUAGCACCUGCAGUAAAGUUUCUUUUGACGCCCCAUGCAUGCCAAACUUCUUCCAGAUACAUCAUUAAUAGAUUAUGCUCCUCUAAUGACACCCAGUAUGACUGUGUUCAUAUGGCAAGGUAUAUAACUACUAAAUGCUGUGGCCAAAUCAGGGGUACCUGACUGCUUGCUGCUGAGCACUGCUCCAUUUAUUGUAACUACACGUGUGGACAAAGGCACAGGCUGUAGGCUGUGUUAUUAAUCAAUAUUAGUGAAACCAACCUUAACUAUGAACCUGCAGCAACAUGUAGUGGCUGUUAACAUUUGAACUAUCAGUGGUUCUUUUGUCUUCACUGUGUACGUAAGCACUGCAUACCCAAACACUAACCUCUGUGACAAAGCCUUUCUCACAGUAGCAUUGACGAUUAAUCCUAAAUACUUUGGUUUGUGGCUUUAAGUAAAAAGGGAGGGGGGAUAAAGCACUCUUUUAAAGGGUUAAUGAACCUCAGAGAGAGAGUAUGAACACUGUUGUUUGGGGUUUGUUUUUUUUUUUUUAAAUUAAAUGGCUCCAUUACACUUUACACUAGUCAGUACACUGCACUUGUAGCACCUUCCAUACUGGCUCAGAGCUCCUUUUCCAGGGAGAAAACCUAACUGGCUGUCCAAUAUGGAAAUGGUUCUUUAUGCUCUAAUCUGCACUUUUUGUAAAGGGAUUAUUUGUUUCCUGAAAACCUUAGUCUUGUUCUGGGCAUCAUCAGACAGUGCUGGCUUCUGCCAGCUUAGAAACCUGAGCUGUCCCUCUAAACUGCCUGUAUUUAGUUUUAAAUUUAACUGACGUAACCCGUUCAUACAGGAGGAGAACCUGGCAUCCGUGAUUUUUGUCCUUGUGGAUUGGGAUGGACUUGCCUUGCACUUGCCCUGGUUCCCCUACUCCUUUCUAGUAAGCAACAGGUAGGCUCUACAGCUGUUAGACUACUUGAUGAUUUUUUUAUUAUUAUUUUUUUCCUAGGAAAGAAAGGCAUACUGAGCUGUGAGAGCAUGUAAUUUUGGGAAAGGAGCACAAAUUUGACCAUUUUUCUUAAAUUGUGAUCAGCACCUCCAGCUCACCCCUGCUUCACUCUGCAGCCUCUGAGUAGGACCAGCAAGAAACAAUGGCUCCCAAAUGCUGCUAAGCUUAUGAUGUGCCUUCAGAAACCUGGAACGCAUAAUCUCUGUGAAAGCUGAUGAAGGAUCCCUGCCUGCCCUCCUUCCUUCCCCUUGCCAGCUGUAGUCUGCCCCUCUUAAGCUUUUUCUGCAGCUGUGUGUCGGUGUGUCUCUCCCUCUGGAGCCUUAGAUCGCUGUCAGCUUCCCCCACAAAGGCACUGGCAGGAUGACAAAAGCUGUUCUUCCUAACUGUGGUACUGCUAAAUUUCCUGUGCAGCAUGACAACUUACAGCAGGGUUGUUCCCGCUCAGAGAGGGUUUGACUGUGCACUAGCCCUAAGGCCUCCUGUGCCCCCUCACGACUCAGUCACUUGCUGUUCUGAAGCCCGAGAAAGACAACCUCCUUGCCGGUUGCGUGGUAGGAUUUGUUUCAUGACUGGUGGGGAGGGAUAGGGAAAAGCUGUGUCCUGGAACAUGGCUGGUUAAAGAAAGCUUGUUAUUCUGUGGUUUACUAUUUUUAAGUGUAUUGCAUUAACCAGCAGUGGUUUGGGGUUUUUUGGUGGUGGUUGCCGUAUUUUUAUGGCGAUCGAUUGUAUGACUGAUCGGCCCUGCCACUUGUUCAAGGAUGAUGGAAGGCACUGCUUCUAAGCACAGCAGAAGUGAUGCUUUGGGCAAUUAAAAACAUUUCUUACAACCAUA